AGCUCAUGCCACUAUAUAGCACCAUUUUCAGUUGCCAAUGGUUACCAAAAAACUCAAUGGCCUCUUCUUCCCUGAAUUACUCCCUCCUAGCCGUUCACUUAGUCCUCUUCUCAACCUUAAUCAAACACAGCUUUGGAACUUUCUACGAGGAGAUGGCUGAAGGCAUAGCCUUGAAGAGCAUGGACAGCACAAUCCAUCUCCAUUUCUACUUUCAUGACAUAGUCAGUGGCAAGCACCCGACGGCAGUAAAAAUUGCCCAACCACAGGACACUCCGCCCUCCGGCUUUGGCACCGCUUUCAUGAUGGAUGAUCCACUGACAGAAGGGCCAGAACCCACCUCGAAGCUCGUUGGAAAAGCGCAAGGAAUAUAUGCAAUUGCAUCACAGAGCCUCGUAGAACUGCUCAUGGUUGUAAAUUACGAGUUCGUGGAAGGUAAAUACAACGGAAGUAGCAUCAGCAUUCUUGGGAGGAAUCCGGUGUUUGAUGAUACCAGAGAAAUGCCCAUCGUUGGGGGCAGUGGGCUGUUCCGGCUGGCUCGCGGGUAUGCCUUGGCACAUACCGUUUGGUUUGAUCCUAACACAGGAGAUGCCACUGUAGAGUAUAAUGUUUAUGUCAUGCUCUCUUCUUGAUCAUUAUUCCCGGCCAAUGCACUCUAUCAACCCUUCUUUAACUGAUGUUAACUGUACCGUAUAGUAAAUUCCAUAACUGAAGAAGAUGAGAAAUCGAACCUGUUAAUGAAAUGGUCCCUUCUGUAAAGUCAACACAGGUUUGAAGCAUGUCUGCGAAUGCAAGAAGAGAUCGCGUAAUCAAACCUGUUAAAGCUUAGCGCUGUAAACAGACAUAAGCAAAGUAGUUUUUGUCAAUCAAAAAAGCAAAGUAGAAUA
Messenger RNA from Diospyros lotus (date-plum), 884 nucleotides. RefSeq names its product dirigent protein 22-like. Lineage: Eukaryota; Viridiplantae; Streptophyta; Magnoliopsida; Ericales; Ebenaceae. Bases 6 to 629 code for a protein of 207 amino acids. The transcript has a single exon. The record is from RefSeq and is a predicted model, not a curated record.